GAGGCGGCAAAGGCAGCAUGGCAUUUUUGCUUUGGCCCUGAUCGCUGGCACAAAAGGAGAAAAAUCUGCAUGGGGAACUGGGAAAGAUUGUGUAAUAACCAAAUUCUACCAACACAUCCUUGCCUUGGCCUUUGCUGUAAAGAAGAUCAACGAAGACACCCAGAUCUUACCUAACAUCACUCUCGGGUUCCACAUCUAUGACAGUUACUACAAUUCAAGGAUGACCUAUCGCACCACCCUGGACCUGCUUUUCAAAUCCCAGGAAUUUGUCCCUAACUACAGAUGUGAUAGCCAGAAGAAUCUCAUGGCCAUCAUUGGAGGCUUAGGUUCUGAUACAUCAUCUAAUAUAGCUGAAGUUGCAGGUUUCUACAAGGUUCCACAGCUCCAUCCAUUUCUACAUGGCAUUUCUUUUAACAAUUCGGCUGGAGAGAAAGUUUCCCUGAAUGAAAAAGGGGAAGUAAUGGGUGGAUUUGAUAUCAUCAACCUCAUCACAUUCCCCAAUCGGUCUUUUCAAAGAGUUAGAGUCGGAAUAAUUGAUCCGAGUUCUCCAACAGGAAAAGAAUUAUUCAUUGAUGAAGAUUUGAUUGUCUGGCAUCCAGCAUUUAAUCAGGUUCUUCCAAUUUCUCUGUGUAAUGACCAUUGCUCCCCUGGAUAUUGGAAGAAGGAGGCUGAAGGAAAACAAUUCUGCUGCUAUGACUGUGUUCCAUGUCCAGAAGGGAAGAUUUCAGAUGAAAAGGAUAUGGAUGACUGUUUUCAAUGUUCCGAAGAUCAUUAUCCAAAUAAAGAAAAGAAAGGAUGUAUCCUGAAACCAGUGCUAUUUUUAACCUUUGAAGAAAACUUAGGAAUUGGUUUAGCCUCAGCAGCUUUUUGUUUCUUCUUCUUGACAACUUGUGUACUUGGAACUUUUAUUAAGCACAGGGAUACUCCUAUUGUCAAAGCCAACAACCGGUCCCUCACUUACACACUACUUGUAUCUCUUCAGCUCUGCUUUAUCUCCUCUUUGUUGUUCCUCAGCCCACCUGGAAAAGUGAUCUGCCUUCUCCGGCAACCUACUUUUGUAAUCACCUUCUCAGUGGCCAUUUCUAGUGUUCUGGCCAAAACCAUCACUGUGGUUGUGGCUUUCAUGGCCACUAAACCAGGAUCUCAGAUGAGGAAAUGGGUGGGGAAAAGAUUGGCUGUUUCUAUUGUCCUAUCAUUCUCUCUCCUACAAGUAUGUCUUUGUAUUCUUUGGUUGUCAACAUUUUCCCCAUUCCCUGAGAUGGACAUGCAGUCAGAGCACCAAGAAAUAGUUUUACAGUGCAAUGAGGGGUCAGCUUUUUUCUUCUACUGUGUCUUGGGCUACAUGGGUAUCUUGGCCAUCGCCAGCUUUAUUGUGGCUUUCCUUGCCCGUAAUUUACCUGACAGCUUUAAUGAAGCCAAGUUCAUCACCUUCAGCAUGUUGGCCUUUUGCAGUGUGUGGAUCUCCUUCUUUCCAGCCUACUUGAGCACAAAAGGAAAAGCCAUGGUAGCCGUGGAGGUCUUCUCCAUCUUGUCCUCCAGUGCUGCAUUACUGGGAUGCAUAUUCCUGCCAAAGUGCUACAUUGUUGUUUUGAGACCUGACCUCAACCAUAGGGAGCAACUCAUAAAGAGGAAUUAG
This is a messenger RNA of Pseudonaja textilis, 1636 nucleotides long. The record is from RefSeq and is a predicted model, not a curated record. NCBI's taxonomy places the organism in Eukaryota, Metazoa, Chordata, Lepidosauria, Squamata, Elapidae.